AUGCCGUCGCCAGGACAUACAUUCUGCUGCUCCACGGCAGGAUUUAUCGCUUGCUCAGCAAUCGUUCUGCUCUGCAGUUCCGAGGUCCUGUCCAGCUGGGAGGAGUGGUGGACAUACGAUGGCAUAUCCGGACCUAGUUUCUGGGGCCUCAUCAAUCCCCAGUGGAAUAUGUGCAACAAAGGGCGCCGGCAAUCGCCCAUUGAUGUGGUGCCGGACAAGUUGCUCUUCGAUCCCUAUCUUCGACCACUGCACAUAGACAAGCACAAGGUUUCCGGAACAUUGCACAAUACGGGACAAUCGCUGGUCUUUCGCGUGGACAAGGACACCAAACAGCAUGUGAAUAUAUCAGGAGGACCGCUGGCCUAUCGCUAUCAGUUUGAAGAGAUUUACAUUCACUAUGGAACCGAGAAUGUACGCGGAUCAGAGCACUACAUCCAGGGCUAUAGCUUUCCCGGCGAGAUCCAAAUCUAUGGAUUCAACAAGGAGCUAUAUCACAACAUGUCCGAGGCACAGCACAAGUCCCAGGGCAUCGUAGGACUCUCCUUGAUGGUGCAAAUUGGUGAAACGCCCAAUCCGGAGCUGCGCAUCAUCACGAGCACCUUCAACAAGGUGUUGUACAGAGGCUUCUCCACGCCCAUUCGGCAUAUAUCGGUGAGGUCGCUGCUACCAAAUACGGAUCACUACAUCACCUACGAGGGCUCCACAACGCAUCCUGGCUGCUGGGAGAGCACCGUCUGGAUCAUAGUUAAUAAGCCCAUCUAUAUCACCAAACAGGAGUUGUACCAACUCCGACGACUGAUGCAAGGCUCCGAGAGUACACCAAAAGCUCCACUAGGUAAUAAUGCGCGACCCGUGCAAAAUUUACACCAUAGAACCGUAAGAACGAACAUAGAUUUUAAGCGCAACAAGAAUCAAUAUGCGUGCCCCUCGAUGUACAAGGAUAUGUACUAUAGGGCGAAUCGAUGGUCUCCUGACACGGGACUCCUGAUACGUUGACGACUGGACAUCGAUGAGGCGAGCAGCGAAAAGCAAUUACUGCAAUUGCUAUUAUUAUUAUUAUUAUUAU
Drosophila serrata is the source of this 1066-nucleotide messenger RNA. It is a transcript of the gene CARPA, whose product is annotated as Carbonic anhydrase-related protein A. The record is from RefSeq and is a predicted model, not a curated record. NCBI's taxonomy places the organism in Eukaryota, Metazoa, Arthropoda, Insecta, Diptera, Drosophilidae. Gene Ontology annotation, biological process: one-carbon metabolic process. Gene Ontology annotation, molecular function: carbonate dehydratase activity; zinc ion binding.